Messenger RNA from Talpa occidentalis (Iberian mole), 1920 nucleotides. It is a transcript of the gene PTCD2, whose product is annotated as pentatricopeptide repeat domain 2. NCBI's taxonomy places the organism in Eukaryota, Metazoa, Chordata, Mammalia, Eulipotyphla, Talpidae. The transcript is spliced from 10 exons. Gene Ontology annotation, cellular component: mitochondrion. The record is from RefSeq and is a predicted model, not a curated record. Bases 80 to 1177 code for a protein of 365 amino acids. Gene Ontology annotation, biological process: multicellular organism development; mitochondrion organization; regulation of mRNA processing. Gene Ontology annotation, molecular function: RNA binding; protein binding.
UCAUAGCCCCAGAGGUUAACAUAUUUGAGUUUUUUAUGGUCAGCAAAAAGAUGACCACCUUAACACACAAACCCAGAAAAUGAUACGCAAAAGCCCUCAUGUCAAGACCUUCCUCUGCUCUUCACACCUUUGGAUAGCUAAAAGAUAUCUACUUACAGAUAAUAUUGUGAAAUUGAAAGAAUUUCAGCAUAAGAAGGUGGCUAUUGCACAUAAUCUUCCUGGCACCAAAGAAACCUAUUUGAGAAACUUGGAAGAGAAAUUGACCCAGAAUAAACUCAUAUUGAAGGACGAGCUGAGAACCUUGCUUCAUUUGUGUGAGUCCCGGGACGAUGUGGAGCUGGCUAAAAAUGUCAUUUACAGGUACCACGCAGAGAACCGAAAUGUCACUUUGGGGGAAUACAAGUUUGGACCACUUUUCAUCAGGUUGUGCUACGAGUUGGAUCUUGAGGAAUCUGCAGUGGAGCUCAUCAAGGACCAGCAUUUACGAGGUUUCUUCUCAGACUCCACAUCUUUUAACAUUUUGAUGGAUAUCUUAUUUAUCAAAGGCAAAUAUAAAAGUGCUUUGGAAGUAUUGGUUGAGAUGAAAAACCAAGAUGUGAAGUUCAGCAAAGAUACCUAUGUCCUUGCUUUUGCAAUUUGCUACAAACUGAACAGCCCUGAGUCUUUUAAGAUCUGUACUACAUUAAGAGAAGAGGCUCUAAUCAAAGAAGAAGUCCUCUCCAGAAGAGCAUCCUGUUUUGCUGUGGCAUUAGCUCUGAAUCAGAACCAAGUUGCAAAAGCUGCAUCCAUUUUUUCUCAAAUCCUGAAACCAGAAAGCAUAAUCUGCACUAAUUUAAAUCUUAUGAUCUAUAUCAAAUCAAAUAUGUUGAAAGACCUGAUAGAUAUACUGAAAGAAGCUACAGAAGGAAAUUUAUCAAGAUUUGUGAAAAAACAUGAGUUCUCAGAAGAAGUGCUCGCCAAAGUGAGGGAAAAAGUGAAGGAUGUGCCUGACCUUGUGGCCAGAUUUGAUGAGAUCCUUGGGAAACUGUAUAUAAAUGGCCAGGUCACCACUUACUCUUUGGAUGCUCUGCUCUGCCACACCCCCAGGAACAGGAGCUCCCACUUGGUGCAAUUAAGCAAGAGGACAAUCAGCCGCCGGACCUUCCAGCCACUCAACCGGUCCCUGUGGGCUGAGUAACCCUAUCCUACUGAGAUGGGGUAGGCCUGCUUCUAGAGAGUUAACCAGCUUCCUGGGAAACCAGGCACCAUACUCCAGUGGACACUAUACUAAAUAACACCCGGUCUCCUCCUUAAAUUUCCGAGUUCAUGGAGUGCUGGCAUAAGACUUGAGACGUUUAUAUGUUGUGUCCCACUGUGAAGGUCUAGAGAAAAAGCAAGCGGGAAACUCAGCUCCCCCAGAAAGGAGCAUUUCUUCUGUGCAAAUUGCCAGGAUCCCGAAAGAAAUGUGGUCAUGUCCUCCAGUGCAGUUUCCAGUACCAGAGUGGAAGCCAUUAAGCACUGGUGGGAAGGAGUUUCACUAGAAGUGGUCAACUUUAAAAUCCAGAGGAUAGUUACUUGCCGCAAGUUACUUUUGCUGAAUUUGGGAGCUCUGAAACCAGAAAACAACCCAGGAUUUUCUCACUGUCAUCAUUUAUCUGUAACCCGAAAUAAGAUACUUGAGUCCUCAUUUUUCCGUCUGUAAAAUAAUAGUGCCUAUGUGAAUCUCUGUAUUGAUUGGAAAUUUUCAUUGAAGGUUCAGUAGGGUUAAAUUUUCUCAAAUAUAAGAGCAAUAAAAAGGUUCCUGAAAAAACUUGAGGUUAUAUUUUAUUUAUUUAGCAAUACAAACAAAACCAGAAUUUAGCUCUCAGAACUGUUAAAUAGCCUGAGUUUAAGUGAUUACUGCUUUGGUCAUGGGCAAAUGAGACCAAUAAAAACCACAUU